Molecule: messenger RNA, 2096 nt
Organism: Tricharina praecox
Lineage: Eukaryota; Fungi; Ascomycota; Pezizomycetes; Pezizales; Pyronemataceae
Product: BPG-independent
Exons: 5
Coding region: 455-2005 (516 amino acids)
Biological process (GO): glucose catabolic process
Cellular component (GO): cytoplasm
Molecular function (GO): manganese ion binding
Source: RefSeq, a predicted model, not a curated record
UCCUUAUUUUGGCUCCCCUCGGGUAUCUCUGAUCAGAUCAGGACGGGAGCCAGAAUUUCGUUCGUCGUAGAUUUCCCGGCGAGUCCUCUUCAGAAGAAGCAGGAGAAGACGGCGAAUCAUAGUAAAAGCCCUCGCCGAGAAGAAAUCGAACCGUCUAUUACGUAGCGCGAUAGCAAUCUCCCUCACAUCAUCGAUUUGGCCAGGGCCCCACCAAACGAUGUCAUGGAUUAUUGUUGAGUUGAAACAACCCCGCCAUCCAUCAUCCCACAUUGCAAACCUCCCACCACUGCCACCCGCCGCUUCCGCAGAACUACUGUCUGCAUAGUGAGAUAAAGGAUAGACCGAUAGAUUGCCUCCUUUCUGCGCCUUUAAAACCUAGCCCGUGCCUCCCAUUCUUCGACUCUUCUUCUUCAGCGAUUAGAUUUCGAAUUCUUCUUUCCAUUCCGCGCAUAAAAUGGUUGACCACAAGGCUGCUCUGAUUGUCAUCGACGGCUGGGGCGUUGCAUCCACGCCCAACCAGCCCGGCGAUGCUAUCUCUGCCGCCGAGACCCCCGUGAUGGAUUCCUUCCGUACGACGUCCGGCUACUCCGAGCUCGAGGCAUCCUCCCUCGCUGUCGGUCUCCCGGAGGGCCUCAUGGGCAACAGCGAAGUCGGCCACUUGAACAUCGGCGCCGGACGUGUCGUUUGGCAAGAUGUUGUGCGCAUCGAUCAGACCAUGAAGCAGGGAGACUUCAUCAACACCGAGAACCUGCGCGCGUCGUUCCAGCACGCGAAGGACGGGAAUGGACGCCUCCACCUCCUCGGACUGAUCUCUGACGGCGGUGUCCACUCCCACAAUGCUCAUCUUUACGAGCUGCUUAGGACGGCGAAGAAGAUGGAGAUUCCGAGCGUGUACAUUCACUUCUUUGGUGAUGGUCGUGAUACCGACCCCAAGAGCUCGGCGAGAUAUAUGCAGGAGCUUUUGGAUAAGAUCAAGGAAUUGGAGAUGGAGGGUGUUGCGAAAAUCGCGACUGUUGUUGGAAGGUACUAUGCUAUGGACAGAGAUAAGCGGUGGGACCGCGUUCAGAUCGCUCUGAAGGGUCUCGUCUCCGGGGAGGGAGUAGCCUCUGAGGAUCCCCUGGCAACGAUCAAGGAGAAAUACGAACAGGGCGAGAACGAUGAGUUCUUCAAGCCCAUCAUCGUCAACGGUGAUGAUGGAAGACUCAAGGACAACGACACCUGCUUCUUCUUCAACUACCGCGCUGACCGUGUCCGCGAGAUCACCCUCCUUCUCGGCGUCGAUAGUUCCUACCUCCCCGACAGCGAGUUCACCCUUCCCAAGAAUCUGCACAUCACGACCAUGACGCAGUACAAAGCCGACUACCCAUUCAGUGUUGCCUUCCCUCCCCAGCGUAUGGAUGAUGUUCUCGCCGAAUGUCUGGCCAAGCAGGGUGCAAGCCAGUGCCACAUCGCCGAGACCGAGAAGUACGCGCAUGUCACGUUCUUCUUCAACGGUGGUGUCGAGAAGCAGUUCGAGAACGAGAUCAGAGAUAUGAUCUCGUCUCCUCGUGUCGCUACCUACGAUCUGCAGCCGGAGAUGAGCGCCCAGAAGGUCGCUGACAAGAUGGCUGAGCGUAUUGGCGAGAAUUCGUUCGACCUCGUCAUGAACAACUUUGCUCCUCCUGACAUGGUUGGUCACACUGGAGUCUACGACGCUGCUGUCAUCGCCGUCGCUGCUACCGACAAGGCGAUUGGAACCGUCCUCGAGGCUUGCAAGCAGCACGGCUACGUCCUCUUCAUCACAGCUGACCACGGCAACGCCGAGGAGAUGCUGAACGAGGAGGGCAAGCCGAAGACUGCACACACAGUCAACAAGGUUCCGUUCGUGAUGGCGAAUGCUCCCGAGGGCUGGAGUCUGGAUAAGAAGGGCGGUGUCCUCGGUGAUGUUGCGCCAACCCUGCUGGCAGUUAUGGGAUUGACCCAGCCGGAGGCUAUGACUGGAAGGAGCUUGCUGGUUAAGGCUUAGACGGUUAGACAUGUAUUGUUUUGGUGGUUAGACAUGUAUUGUUUUGGUAGACGGGCGUGGGAAAAUAAACAAGGAGCGUGUUUCGUCAUCU